AUGAUGAAACCUAUGGAUUUGAAAAAGUUGAGACCGAGUUGUUUAGCAUACCUUACAAGGAUGCAGGGUCGUUCAGAACAAAUGUUUGACUGCUCUUUGUAUAGCAAUUUUGAGUCUGAAAGCUCAGAUGCCGGUUAUGGGUGCCCAGAAGAAGUUAUGCAACUUGAGCAUUCGUAUAAUGACACUUAUAGCUUAACUUGUAAUACAAAACUCAGUAUCGAUGAAGUUGAAAUGAGUGACUAUACUUUAAUAAAUUCUACCCUAGACUCUAGCGACAUCUCUCUAUUAGAUGGAAACAUUUCUUUAAAUCAAUCGAUUAAUAGAAACAAACGAAAGAUGACACACUUAGAGGGCACCCCCACAAAAAGAAGGAAAGUAACAGCUCUUUCGAUUAAAUUUACAAACUUUAUAUCGUCUGAUUCGGAUCCUCUAGAAGGGCAAGAGGUUGAACUCGUUGUUCAGAAAACACCCCAACUAAUGUCCGAACCACAUCAUUAUUUUCAGCAAUUUUUAGCAGAACCUUGUUGCACUUUGCCAAGUCCACAUAAACUUCAAGAUACUCCCCAGUUACGCACGAGACAGAUAAACACACACUUGUGUAGGCUGGAUUUUGAUCCACUCUUUUCGGAUGAGUAG
Messenger RNA from Pichia kudriavzevii, 636 nucleotides. RefSeq lists its product as uncharacterized. The record is from RefSeq and is a predicted model, not a curated record. NCBI's taxonomy places the organism in Eukaryota, Fungi, Ascomycota, Pichiomycetes, Pichiales, Pichiaceae. The coding region runs from base 1 to 636 and encodes 211 amino acids. The transcript has a single exon.